GCCACUUCAUUUGCCUAUUCAGAAACUUUCUCUCUCCUUCCAUUCCCCAUCUUCUUCCUGCUUGAAACCACCAUUGGAGACGGUUGAAGCUUCGCCCAACUAGCCAUUUUUUUGCAAUUUAAAAGUUCUUCUUCCUUUAGUAUUUCCUUACUCAUCUUCACUCACUUUCCUCUGUGAAAAUCUUAAAGUUUUGUGACCUCAUGAAACCUAUUAAGAUUAGGAUUUACUUUGGGGUUUUUUUUGUGACAAAAUGUAAUACUACUGUGUAUGAUUGGAAGGGUUUUAGGAUUAAGACAUUAAAAGAAGAAGUUUGUUACAUUGAAAUUGCACAUUUGAUUAAGAAUGAUUGUGGUUUGGAUGAUAUGGGAAGGAUUUGGUAUUAAAAAAAAAGGGGUAUACUUUAUUUGAUGGGAGAAGUGAAAUUAAAGAUGAUAAAGAUAUCCCUUCCUUUUUAGAAUCCCUUGAAAUUGAUGGAUGGUACCACUUGUAUAUUGUACAUGGAGGGGAUAAUAUGGGAAAAAAAAUCCAAAGUCGACCAACUUUCCUCAAAACUCACCAAAAAAGCAUCUACCUUAUUCAAAGCACCUUCCUCUUCAUCACUUACAUCUAAAACACCUUCCUCUUCAUCUCCAAAGCAAAUUCCAAUUAAUGAUGUACAAAGUAAGUCAAGUGAUUUAGAUGAUAGUGAUGAUUCAUCUUAUGAGUUAGUUGAUGAAGAUGAUGAGUGUGAUGAUAAUUUAUUCACUGAAAAUGUGGAUUUUGAUUUAGAUGUUGAUGUGUGUAGUAAAGAUGUACAAGAUGAACUUGAUACAGAGUUUAGGGAGGAAAGAGCAAGAGAUGUUUAUGUGUGCAAUGAGGAUGAAGAAAAUGAAUCCGAAGAUGAACUUGAAGAAUUGGAUGAAAAUAAUGAAGCAAGAAGGAAAUAUCCUGUUUUCAACCCUAAUAUAGAUUUUAAGGGCAAUGUUACGUAUCCUUGGGACUUAAGUUUCCUGAUAACAAGGUAUUUAGGAAGGCUCUUAGACAUCAUGCUAUAGAAAAUGGGUACAAUUACUACUACUUACAUAAUAGUAGUAAGAGGAUUAUGGUUUAUUGCUUUAACAAAUGCUCAUGUGUAAAGAAGAAAACAAAGUUUGUGAAAUGUACUUGUAGUAGUGAAAACAAAUGCAAUUUUAAGGUGUAUGCAGUGAAAAUAAGAAAUGAAGAGACAUUCCAAAUUAGGAGUUUGAAUGUUGUGCACAAUUGCGGCCAUCAACAUCAAAAUAACAAGGUCUCAGCAUUGUAUUUGGCAGAGAGGUAUUUAGAGGAUUGGAGAGAAAAUCCAAAUUGGGACUUAAAGGCAUUCAUUAAGAGGGUGAAUAGGGAGCUUCAGCGUGAGGUUGCGUAUCAAAAGUGCUACAAUACAAAGAGAAUUGCAAUGAGAAUGAUCUUUGGGGAUGCUAAUGAAGAAUAUGCCAAGGUGUGGGACUAUGCUGAAGCUAUUAGAAAAUAUUCAUCAAGUAGCACUGCUGUGGUGACAUACAUUGUAGUUGAAAACCCACCUCCUAGAUUUCAAAGGAUGUACAUUUGCUUACAACCGGUAAAGGAGGGUUUCAUGGCUGGAUGGAGACCUAUCUUAGGUUUGGAUGGUGCACAUCUUAGAGGACCAUACCCUGGAAUUUUGUUGACAGCAGUGGGAAGGGAUGGCAAUAACAAUAUUUUCCCUGUGGCUUAGGCAGUAGUUGGGUGCAAGAAAGAGGUGAUGCAGUCACCUUUAUGAGUGAUAGACAAAAGGGUUUGUUAGAGGCUUUUCAUAAUGUGGUUCCACAAGCAGAGAUAAGGUAUUGUUGUAGACACAUAUGGGCUAACUUCAAAAAGAAUUUCACUGGGGAACUGUUUAGAUUGUUGUUUUGGAAUGCAGCUAAAGCUUCAACCAAGCAUUAUUUCGAUAACCAAAUGAAUGAGAUCAACGCAAUUUCAGUUGAUGCAUACGCUUACUUGGCUGCCAUUCCAGCAUGUCAUUGGUCUAGACAUGCCUUCCCAACAAGAUGUAAGUCCAAAAUGCUUUUAAAUAAUUGUUGUGAGUCUUUCAAUAAUGUUUUGAGGGAGGCAAGGGGAAAGCGAAUCAUUUCCCUAAUGGAAUGGAUUAGAAGGUAUGUUAUGCAAAGGUGUGCAGCGAAGAGGGAAAGGUUGAAUCAAAUCAAGGGUUUAGUAAUGCCCUUUAUGAUGAAAGUCAUUGAAAAUCAAGCUCAAAAGGUUCAUAGCAUGAGAGUCAUUGCAGUUAAUGUGAUGAAGUUCAAAGUUGAUAAUGGUAAUGACAGUUAUGUAGUAAACUUAGAAGAUAAAAAUUGCCUUUGUAACAGAUGGAGACUUACAGGAAUUCCAUGUAGGCAUGCAUUGGCAUGUAUAGUGAAAAGGAAAUUGGAUUUUGCCCCUUAUGUGCAUGAAGCAUACUAUGUGAGUACUUAUGCAAAAACCUAUGCUCCAACAUUCUAUGGAAUGCCUGGUCACAGGCAUUGGCCAACUUCUCAAUUGGAUAAGCCUCUUCCUUCACCUCUUAGAAAUAUGCCAGGAAGACCCACAAAAAACAAGCGAAAGCCCGAGUUUGAUGAGGGUAGAGAUGGAAAGAAGAAGAACAAGAAUUUUGUUGAAAGGGACUUCAAGCAAAACAAGUGUGGGAACUAUGGAGGACUUGGCCAUUACAAGAAGACUUGCAAGAACCCAUCCAAAUCAAAUGAGGCAUCCACUAGUGCAGCACCAGUUAAAGGAGGAAGAUCAAAAAAGCAUCCUAGUAUAACUUCACCAACUACAUCAUUACCCCUACAGCAACUCAAACCACAAUCACAGCCAAUUGUGGUCAACGAAGGAUUAAACAUGUUGCAAGGAGGAAGAAGCCGGACAAGUCUACACCAACACAAGGCAGUCAACAACAAUCAAGCUAUGUUAAUGAUGUAGUAGACCAAAGUAGUCAAGUUUGAAACAUUUGUCAUAUUUUGUGUUUGUAAUGAACUUCUAGGUUUAUAUUGGAUGAUGUAUGAACUUUUUUAUAGAUGAUGUUCUAAGAGUUAUAUAUGAUGUUGUGUUUGU
Messenger RNA from Amaranthus tricolor (Joseph's coat), 3063 nucleotides. RefSeq lists its product as uncharacterized. Gene Ontology annotation, biological process: DNA transposition. Gene Ontology annotation, molecular function: DNA binding; zinc ion binding; transposase activity. The transcript has 4 exons. The record is from RefSeq and is a predicted model, not a curated record. NCBI's taxonomy places the organism in Eukaryota, Viridiplantae, Streptophyta, Magnoliopsida, Caryophyllales, Amaranthaceae. The coding region runs from base 1753 to 2931 and encodes 392 amino acids.